Molecule: messenger RNA, 1200 nt
Organism: Aspergillus calidoustus
Lineage: Eukaryota; Fungi; Ascomycota; Eurotiomycetes; Eurotiales; Aspergillaceae
Source: the annotation of a GenBank genome assembly
AUGUGCUGUUGCUGCCACCCAGCUUUCAUCGAGCCUUUCGGGAGGGGUUUGUACAUAUCCGUACACAGUCUGAGAUACUUCGUCGUCCUAUGCCCGGCUGUGGGGACGGAUAUCGUGAGAAAUAUGCCAUGGGUACACAACACCUGGAACAACCAUCUGGCCUGUUUUUUUGGGGAUGGUACUCCAUAUGAUGGCUUACUUCACAUGUUUGAGCUCUUAACUUCUGACCCUAAGGGGCUCUGUCUCCCUAGUGACCUUCUAAUCAACGUUCAUUACCGAUUCGCGGCUGCAUUGCAUCUAUUCCACAUACAAGAUGAAGUCAAUCGCGGGUGGCCGUGUCCACGUCCACAAUGGAACUUUUCCCUUCCCGCGCCUGUUUCAUCCUUUUUCAAAUCAGUAUGGCUGUGCCUGCCCCAGUGUUUCAGAGUACUAUGCUACACACUUCUGGGAAAAGUCGGCCGCAAGAUGUAUCCCCUCGAGACAAGUGUCUGGACUCAGCGGCUGCCCUUUGGUCUAUACAUGAAACAAUGUAGGGCUCCAAGAAAUGAGGCACAUGUUCUUAAGCUUGUUGAGAACUACACCACCAUCCCUGCCCCGAGGUUAAUUGACACAUGGGAGCAUAAUGGUGUUUCGCAUCUCUUGAUGACACGCGUUUGUGGCGUGCGAGUCGGGGACGUAUGCCACCUGAUGUCCUAUGCAGAGCGCGAUCGCUUUGCUGAUGAUAUGAGAGAUUGUAUUGCUCAGCUACGCAGAAUCCCAAACACUACGCCAUACUUGAUCUGCGAUGCGCUAGGUAAGGGGAUUGUUGACCAUCGCAUUCCAGACAGCGGUCGGGGAGGGCCAUUCAAGACCGAAGCGGAUUUCAAUAACCACCUUGUCAGUCAUCUACGUGGCUCAUUCGCCGAGGUAGCCAAAUGGAGAGGGUUCACCCCGCGCGAACAUUCAAAUUUCUACUUUACCCACUCUGACUUACACCCAACAAACAUUCUUGUUGAGAAUGGUCGGCUGAGCGCUAUUGUGGACUGGGAGUCUGCCGGCUUUCGACCUGAGUAUUGGGAAUUCACGAAGGCUAUGUACGGCAGUGGCCUGGCCAGCCCUGGCGUGAUGACCUCUAUAUGGUGGCGCACAUUCGGCCGCGAAUAUGAGCCUGAACUCGAAAUCGAGAAGAAACUGUGGUAUGUGACUCCGCUUGGUGUCUGA